CAAGCGAGUGAUUGUGCAGAGUGCAAUAGACGAUCAGAGCGUCGACAAGAACACGAAUUGUCGUAUGUAUGCGCAAGUGUUUUAUUGAAUUUCGUCAUCGAUUCGAAUAGUGAAUGAGAACGACAACUGGUGCAAUGAAAAAUCUGCAUUAUAACUCGAUUUUUUUAAACCUCUCGAAAUUGAAUUGAAAUACGCCAAAAAUAACAAACGAUAACAAAAAAAAUCAACGCCUAUCGGUUAUCGCUUUAAAAAAAAUCGUAAAAUAGGCAAUUGUUUUUGUAUAUUGUGCAAAAAUCGAUAAAAGAUUAUGCCGUAGACUACGAUUAAAAUAGAAAAUACAAAAAAAAUGGUAAUGAGCACCCAUCCCAGACGUACAGUCCUCAUUCACUCCCGUCGUCGCCAAACAAUGAUCACAUGUUGGAGCAAUUGAUAUGCAAACGUGUAUUUGUUUAGAUAUCUCUGUGUGUGUGUACAUUGAGCAGUGAUGUCCGCUUAAAAUUACAGUUCACCUGUUUCCCAAAACGCUUUCAUGAUCGGCACGAACAAGCCAUAUAGGCUUCAAACGAGCGCGCGGGGCUUUUUCGUUUCGAAAACAAUUAUUGAAACUGUUGGAUGUGUAUCAUUUGAAUCUGUCUACUAGUUGAAAUACCAGCAAAACAAAAGGGCGACAAUUUCGGAUUUUUUUUUUUGGUGCGUGUAUGUGUGUAUCACAUUGUGGUCAUCAAUAGCAAUAGCAACUGUAGAAACAAUGUGUUGUGCAAGUACUUUAUCAGAUUUGUUCAUAUAGUGCUGUUGGCAAAUAGUUUGUUGUUUAUUUUAAUGUUAUGGACACAUAUUCAAAAAAUAUUUUGUGUACAGCGCAAUUAUCAAAAAUAAAUCAUAAGAAGUGUUUUAAUCUUUGGUGGACAGUUUUAUUCAAGUGUUUGCAGCCGGUGCGCGUGAUUGAAUCUUAAAAUUGAGUGAGCAAAAAAAACGGUGGCCCAACUGAAAUGGUGUGAUCCGAAAAAUUCUUCAAAUCGAUUGUAAUGUGAUCAAUGCGAAUGCAAUAACAGCAAUAGCAGUAGCCAGAGAAUAUCAAUUUCAACACACAAAUCAUAAUACGAGUUUAUUGAGAUUCAAAGCAACUAGAGAUCUUCACUUUUUUUCUUCGUGGUUCGUUCAGUGUUUAUGUGCCGCGUUAUUUAUUCAAGUGAAUUUCUAAGUUUUUCUCUCUAAUUGAAAAUAAAAUUCAAAUUGAUUAACCAUGUCGGCUCGGUGUAUAGUAAUUUUGAUUGGAGUGUGGUCAGUUAUUCAAGGUUUUGCCUAUGGUAUAAUGUCCAUAUUGGCAUUGCUCGCUCAUGAUUGUCAACUACCAAUGACACAAUCAAGAGUGCCGUAUUUAAUGUAUAUUAUCUUCUUUAGAGAUCAAAAAUGUGGUCCGAUUCAAUGGAAUAUUGUCACCCAUAAUCCGCCACCGAUUGAACCAGUUUGGCCACCCAAUGAAGCUGUUACUCAUGUUGCAUUUAGGACAAACAUUAUAGCUCUAGUCUAUCUGUUGUUAAGCACCAUUUGGAUCAUUACAUCACUCAUGUUAAUUGUUGGUUGCUUUAUGGCGUGUCUGGGAAGAGUCGCUUACUAUUUGUUAAUGAUGCCAUGGGCUGUCUUUUGCACGAUUACAUCAAUUUUCGAUGUGGUUGCUGUGGGAUUUUUCUUCUAUGAUCUAUUUAACACCUUGAACACCGAGUCAUUUGUUCGACAUUUACACAUGCAAAAUACACGGACCGAAAUUGCGGAGCUCAUAAUUGAUCCGAACGUUUUACCAAUACCAGCUGUCAUAAUGUUAAUCGUUGCUGGACGCGGAUUUAUAUUUUGGUGCUUUAAUAUUCUUAGCAUACCGAUUGUGUUGGCAUACGCAAGAAAUAUCCUGUAUGGCGGCAAACGGACGCCCGACUCCAGUGAUGAACGUGAUUUUCAAUAUGCCCGAAGUCACGCACACGGAAAUGACAACAUACUUGAGAAUCAUUUUCCCACUACCGAACGAAGUCGUUACAGUGAUCCAAGCUAUUAUCAUCAGUAUCAGCAUGAUAAUUUAGGCUAUCAACAAGAUAAAUAUGAUUUAAGUCGAACAAUUGGUCGUCGUUAUAUUGAACCACUGAAAGGUGAAUCGAUUGAUGAGCCUGAUAAUCAUGCGAAUAAACGUGCAAUGGCUAAUUCACGAAACAGCAGUCACGAGGAUAAAUCAUCGAAAAAAUCAUCGUGGAGCGAUGACAGUGGCCAUUCAAAUAGUACAGUGCAUUUGUCUUAUGCAAAUAUGGCAACCAAUUCAAAUGGUGCACGAAAUGAUGGAAAAUCGUACAAUUGGAAAGAAAUGCCAACCGAUGCAGUGUUAAAAAUAGAACGUCCACAUUUUCGUUUACCACAAAAACCGUCGCUAUUGAAAAAGUUAUCGGAUUCCUCGUAUGUUAUGCCAGCCGAUGAGCAUCACCAUCAAUCGGUUCAAUAUACUGGUGAAGAGCUACGAAGCCAACUUCCAUGGUCAUAUUUUGGUGCUCAAUCCGAUGUUAUAAAACCGAAAAAAUCAUUCGUUGAACUUCGUGAUGACGAAGAUUUACCACCGGUGCCCGUACCCGAUUAUACCAUAAAAUUUCCAUCGAAAGAUCGAUCAGGUGUAAAUGUUACAGGAGCCGAGCAACGUCGUUCAGUGCCAGCCAAAAAAUUUAUCAACCCAAAAAAGGGUGAUCGUAAGUACUGGAGCGGUCCAGAAUAUCGGUAUUAAUUAAUCAGUGGCCAAAUGCUCGAAACCGUUAAUAAUCGGGACUUUGAACAUUCAGACACCGUGAUUGACAUGAUGCAGAUGAUGAGAUUCGUCGUUCUGAUACAUGCCCUUGGUUAAUUCAUUCAAAAGUUUUCCUAUUGAACACGACAUUUGAUUUUACAGUCAUAACUUAGGUUACCGUUUAAUUCAAACAAACAGACAAAUAACAAUAUACAAAAAAAAAAAAAAAAAAACCAAGAUCUAGUAUAUUGAUAACUUGUUGAAGAAUUUCAUUUUCGAAUUUUUUUUUAAUUUAUUAUUAAAUAACAUAAACAAAACAACGUACGUGUUGGGUGUACACUAAAUGAUUAAUUAGUUUUCUCGUUUAUAGUUGUUAUGGAAACGAACGUGGUAUUAUUAUUGUUAUCGUUUGUUGCGAUUAAAUCUUGAAUUUGAAAAUAA
Molecule: messenger RNA, 3196 nt
Organism: Contarinia nasturtii (swede midge)
Lineage: Eukaryota; Metazoa; Arthropoda; Insecta; Diptera; Cecidomyiidae
Exons: 8
Coding region: 1244-2755 (503 amino acids)
Source: RefSeq, a predicted model, not a curated record